AUGAUUAGAAGUUCCGAUCUGGACUCCUUUGUCUGUUGUGCUGUAUCUUCAAAAGUACUACCACCACCUUCCAAUGCCACUUUUAAUCGGAUUCGGGAGUAUAAGCCUUUCAGAACACGGUUUUACACACAUCGUGAUAUCCUGGAGAUAGGAGCAGGCAUUCAACAAGAUGAGCAGAAAGAGAAGGAGAAAGAGAUACAAGAGAACAUUAAAAAAAUGAAAGCUGAACUUUGGGCUCAGGCUGAAACAUACAAGAAGGAUGCCGUGGAUAAAGCUCUUGAAGAGGCAGCCGCUAACCACAAUGCAUUUGUACAAGACCUUAAAGAAAAACUUGGAAAGGAAUUAAAGGAAGAGGUGAGGAAGGCAAAGGCAGAAAUGCAACAUUUCAUGGAGGAUGAGUGGAAGAGAGAGGUUGAAGCUGUGGAGCAGCGCAUGGCUCACCGACUUCAGUGCGCCCUCAUGGAGUGUGCCAAAGAGAAGAUGCAAGCUGUGGCUGAAGCCAGGAGACAGGAGAGGGUGGCGGCCCUGACUGAAGCAGCCAGGCAGCACAG
Messenger RNA from Mesitornis unicolor (brown roatelo), 551 nucleotides. Its product is annotated as chromosome unknown open reading frame, human C6orf163. The annotation marks the transcript as partial. The transcript has 4 exons. NCBI's taxonomy places the organism in Eukaryota, Metazoa, Chordata, Aves, Mesitornithiformes, Mesitornithidae. The record is from RefSeq and is a predicted model, not a curated record.